AUGACAACCGCCUAUAGACAGAAGGCUUUCGAUGACGAUGUAGACAGCAGUGCUGGUACUCGAAGGACAGACACUAGGAACAAUGAGCGUCGUCGUUCCGAAGCUCCUCUUUCUAACGUUCCUCUUUCCGAAGGUCCUCAGAGCAACGGUCGGGAUAAUCGGCCACCCAGCGAUCUGUUCAACGGCGAUGCGGAACCCGUGACAUAUCAGCCGUUGAUCGGCGUUCUCUCGCAGCCCGGAAUUGCGGACAGCGGCGAGAUUGCACGCGUGUUCAACGCGACGGUAGAGAACCAUUUCGCCAACUUAUCUUAUAUCGCAGCGUCUUAUGUAAAGUUUAUCGAGGCCGGAGGCGCUAGAGUCGUGCCAAUUAUUUACAACGAGCCGCGCCGCCAGAUUAUUAAGAAGCUCCGGUUGGUGAACGGACUGGUGCUGCCGGGAGGCGACGCGAAUAAGCGAGGAAGGUUCCUCCGGACCGUUCGUCGGUUACUGAAGAUGGCCAUGUCGUUCAAUGACAAUGGCGACUAUUUCCCUAUUUAUGCCGAGUGCCUCAGCUUCGAAAUGCUCACCAUCAUCCUCAGCACGGGAGGUCGCAAGGUAUUGGAGCCGACCAACGCUAAGAGGCCCAGCACGCUGCAGUUCGUGGGAGAAUGGGCCAAGGACAGAAACAUGUUCGCAUGGAUGCGCAGAAGACUAGUGGACCGACUGGAAAAGGAAAACCUGACCAUGGAGAAUCAUAAGUAUGGGUUGACUCCCGAGACGUUCAACGCCGAUGAGGGUCUCUCGUCCUUAUUUAACAUCCUCACCACCACUGCUGAUGAUGACGGCAAGGAGUACAUAUCAACGGUGGAGGCCAAGCAAUACCCCUUCACUGCUCUACAGUGGCACCCCGAGAAGAAUGCGUACGAGUGGGGCAACCCCAUCUUCCCACACUCCUCCGAUGCUGUGCAGAUCACACAUGCUGCCGGCACAUUCUUUGCCAAUGAGGCCCGCAAGUCCGGCCACAAACCACGGUCAAGGCGUGAGUUGUACCGUUAUCUGAUAUACAACUAUGACCCAGUGUUCACAGGAAAGGAAGGGUCGUUCCAUUAUGAUCAAGCGUACGUAUUUCAGUGCAAGAAUGCGAGCGACACUAUGUGUUUCUUUCCCAAGGAUAGACUCGGAACAGCACCCCAGAAUGCUCUGUACUCACAUAACGGGAUUCCUGGACAACACUCGCGCAGCCACAUCAGCUCCACGUCGCCAUCAGUAGGUCAUAAUCCUUCAUCAUUCCUCGUCCGUCGCCUCUCUUUUGGAAGUUUUGUUAGACCCUUCGUCCAUAAUUGUCAUUGUCACUGGAAAAGCGUCAGUCAUGGCGCUGUGCCGGCAGCUCGUUGCUGUUCCGCAUCCUACGCGUUACGUGGUUCUGGAUCCGUCUUUAAGUUCUCGGAAUCCCGGUCCUCUGUUCCUGCCGUCACUACCUACAGCGCUAACGGGACGAUUUCGAAGACGUCUAAAGCGAAGAAGAAUUCAGCGACGCGGACCAAGCAGCCGAAAAGGACUGAAAGACGCGCUUCCCGGACGAAUGGCGAAUCAUGGGAUGCCACGUCAGCGGCGUCAGAACCGGAUUUCUCGUGGGCCAGUGGCACAACUGUAGCUGCUUUAGGUCGCCGUGAGGAUGACGUGGACGGGGAAGGAUCUGACGUGGCGCCAAGAAGCAGAGCAACAAGGGGUUUACGUGCUGACAACAAGCAAGAGCUUGAAAAUGCAGGUACCGCUCCUGUCGCCGCGGCAGUCGCCGCAUCAACCGCCGCAUCAAGCGCUGCAUCAACCGCCGUCCUUGAAGAUGCACCAGUCAUUAGCGAGGAAGAUAAGGCAGGGAUUGUCGCAGGCACGCCCGCUGCUGACGUGGCUAGGGAGCGAGGACAGGAUGAGGACGAGGACGAGGAAGAGGAAGAGGAAGAGGAAGAGGAGUGGGAUGAGGAUUGGGAGGACGAAGAUGAGGGAGAGGAAGACGAUGUGAGGGUAGAGUUUUGGGAGGGUGAUUUACCCCCGAUGACUGAGGAGGAGGAGCGGGAGUUGCUUCUAGAGGCGGAGCGCGAAAUCGCGCAACUGGAGGCGGAGAAACUGGCGGGAGUUGCGCCCGCGGCGGGGCGCAUGGUGGACGGCGAUUGGCUGCAGGAAGACGGGGAGAUCGGUGCGGAGGCGGGGCGGGAGAUGGGCGCGGGAGAAGCGGCGCGCGGGGAAGUGGCGGAGGCGAGUAAUGGCGCGGGGGGAGGGGUGGCGGACAUGGAGGGGGAGAUUGCGGCGCUGCGGCGCCAGCUGGCUGAGAUGGAGAUGGCGCUGGCGGAAGCCAAGGCGCGGGAGAGGGCGCAGGCAGCGGCGGAAGGGCUUAGGGGACAGGUAACCCCUGAACCCCGGGGUUUUGCGGCUGAGCCCGCAGGGUCGAUCGGAGAAAGGAAGGCGGCAGCAGUGAGUGUGCGAGACGAGGGCACCACCGGAUCUGCUCGCGACGAAAAAGUAGGGGGAGAGGAGCAGGAGGGAGAGGGUGAGGACGAAGAGGAGGAGGACGAGGAUGAUUUGUCUCAUUUGAGGAGGAAAGAGCAGAGGCGGCUGCGAGAGGAGAUGCGGUGGCUAGAAGGAAAAGACGAGGACGGAUGGGAAGGCAACGACCCCUCCUCCUCAUCACCACCAGCAUCAGACGCGGAGCGAAGAGGGUUACCAGCAGUGAUGCGCUGCUUCGACAUGGCGAAAAUCUACAUCAAAGCCGGCGACGGCGGCGACGGGGUAGUGGCGUUCCGCCGGGAGAAGUUUGUUCCGGACGGCGGCCCGUCGGGGGGCAACGGCGGGCGGGGCGGCAACGUAAUCAUUACUGCCGACCCGGCGCUGAACUCGCUCCUGCCGUUCCGCCGGUCGGUGCAUUUCAGGGCGACGCGCGGCGCGCAUGGGAAGGGGAGUAACAGGCACGGCGAGGCGGGUCGGGACGUGGAGAUUAAAGUCCCUCCGGGGACUAUUGUUCGCGAGGUGCAGGGGGAGGGGGAGGGGGAGGGGCGCGCGCUGCUGGAGCUGGUGCGCGCGGGGCAGAGCGAGGUGCUGCUGGCGGGGGGGAGGGGCGGGCGGGGGAACGCGGCGUUCAAGACUGGGCGCACCAACGCACCCCAGAUUGCGGAGAAGGGGGAGGAGGGGCCCGAGAUGUGGGUGCAGCUGGAGUUGAGAGUGGUGGCAGAUGUGGGCAUCGUGGGCGCACCCAACGCGGGCAAGUCAACGCUGCUCGCUGCCAUCUCUGCCGCGCGCCCCAAAGUGGCGAACUACCCGUUCACAACACUAGUCCCAAAUUUAGGGGUGGUGGCAUUGCCAGGCGGCUUUGACAGCAUGGUGUGGGCGGACGUGCCUGGGCUGCUGGAGGGCGCGCACGUGGGGCGAGGGCUGGGGCACCAGUUUCUGAGACACACCGACCGCUGCAGAGUGCUGAUUCACGUGGUGGAUGGCAGCAGCCCCCAGCCCUACUUGGAGCUCCAGGCAGUGACUCGCGAGCUCGCCCUCUUCUCGCCCUCCCUCGCUGCCAAGCCCCGUGUCAUCGUGUUUAAUAAGAUGGACCUGCCAGAUGCGCAGCAGCAGUGGGGAAGCUUCCAGGAAGCCGGCACACAUGAGGUGGUGCGGGCGGCUUAUGACUUGCUGAAGCGCGUUCAAAGGGAGAGGGACGGAUGGGGGGACGAGGAGGAGGAAGAAGCCCCCAACACCACGCGCCAGCGCCUGGGAUUAGCAGCGGAGGUGCAGAGGGCGAGGCGGGCGGCAGUGAACGAGUUCCGGGUGGCAUUCGAUGGACACACGCGCGUGUUUGAGGUCACGGGGGAGGGCAUCGAGCGAUUCGUACAGAUGACCAACUGGGAGUACUUCGAAGCAGUGCGGCGCUUUGCCCACGUAUUGGAGGCGAGUGGAAUCAACGAGGCACUGAGGGCGCGGGGCGUGCGGGAGGGCGACACUGUUGUCAUUGGGCAGUUGGAGUUCACGUGGAGAGAUUCAGAUGAUAUAAUGGAAGCAGUGGGGGGCGACUGGAAGCGCGGCAUCAGGGGAUCGAAGCUGUGGCCGCACUAG
Closterium sp. Yama58-4 is the source of this 4071-nucleotide messenger RNA. Lineage: Eukaryota; Viridiplantae; Streptophyta; Zygnematophyceae; Desmidiales; Closteriaceae. The record is from the annotation of a GenBank genome assembly.